This is a messenger RNA of Dromiciops gliroides (monito del monte), 3759 nucleotides long. It is a transcript of the gene PNRC2, whose product is annotated as proline rich nuclear receptor coactivator 2. Gene Ontology annotation, biological process: nuclear-transcribed mRNA catabolic process, nonsense-mediated decay. The coding region runs from base 405 to 815 and encodes 136 amino acids. NCBI's taxonomy places the organism in Eukaryota, Metazoa, Chordata, Mammalia, Microbiotheria, Microbiotheriidae. The record is from RefSeq and is a predicted model, not a curated record. Gene Ontology annotation, cellular component: nucleus; P-body. The transcript has 3 exons.
GCGGAGCCUCCCGCCAUUUUGUCUGGGGUGACGGAAGGAGGAGGUCGAAGAAGGUGGCGGCUCUGAACACGGUGAGAGCACUCAGUCUUCGUGCCUUUAUCUAGUUGGAUCCGGUGCUGUCCUGUGUAGUUCGCGCGCUCGCCGGCUCAUCGUUUCUCGAGGAAGGGCCGCCGCCGUCUCGCGGAGCUCGGAGUCGCUGGGACUUCUCCCCCCAACCUGGGUGCCGAGGAGACUCCGAUGUUGAACUCAGCAGAUCAGCCCAUGAAAACUUUCAUACUCAGUCAAAGAAACAGAUCUGGCCAAAAACAACAUUUGUUAUCCUGGGCCUGGCAGCAGGGAAGAAGACAAGUGGUGGAAAUCUUACAGUCUGCAAAGCAGACUGAAAGGUGACAUAGAAGCUGGAGAUGGGCGGUGGAGAGAGAUUCAACAUUCCAGUUUCCCAAUCUAGAAAUGUUAGUAAAAACCAACAACAACAACUUAAUAGGCAAAAGAAUAAGGAUCAGACCCCCCAGAUGAAGAUUGUUGCUCACAAGAAGAAAGAAAGAGGACAUUCCUAUAAUUCAUCUGCAGCUACACGGCAGGCUGUACACAAUGGGGGGAAGAAUGGGCAUUUCCCAAAUAAUCCAAAUUGGAAUUCCAAUUUAUUUUUGAAAUCCCAAACUAAUCAGAAUUAUGCUGGCGCCAAAUUUAGUGAGCCCCCAUCACCGAGUGUUCUGCCUAAACCUCCCAGCCACUGGGUUCCAGUUUCCUUGAAUCCUUCUGAUAAAGAAAUAAUGACCUUUCAACUGAAAACCUUACUUAAAGUCCAGCUGUGAUGUGAGAGAAUCAGAUUGCUGAUGUUUGUGUUUUUUAGGAGAGGAACAAAUCAGUCUUUGUUCCUAAACAUAAAAACUUCAUGGUUAGGGAAUUUGUCUUUCAUCUAUAUAAAGCAGCUGGACUGAUCGGUGAUACUAGGUAAUACUUGAUAUCAAAUUUCAUCAUGUUUGUGUGUGUUCACACCUUGCCCUGUGACUAAGGAGAUAUAUGGCAGUUUGAAAUCAGUCAUUCAGAACGUUUGGACUUGAUGUCAGUUGUCCUUAAUUGAAUAGCAGCUCUUCAAGUUUUGAACUUAAAUCAUGGUUUGAAUUUAUAAAGGGAUUUAUGGUAUAGACUCCUGGGCUUUUCUUAGUUAGGGAAAGAAAUUUAUGUAUCAUGAUCAUGUUUCUAGGCAAAAACAAGAGUGUAGUGAACAUUUAAUGUAAGGCAACAGACAACUUGUUAUUUUUGAAAAAAUGAGCUAAAAUCAUUUCUAUUUCCUUGUGGCUGGGAAAAAGGACUGGUUGAACAUCAGCCACUUGUAAUGGAAUAGCAAACUGUACUGCCAAAUGGAAUGUGAGCUUUUUGGGAUAGCCAGAUGUGUGAUAGGAGCCCUUCCUUGAUAUGAUGAAUUAAAGGUUGGAUAAGGAAGGGGGUGCUAGUCAGCAAGGUGGUCUUGGAAUGAAAGGGACCCACUGUGGUUAAUGACGACAUAACAGGGAAGGAUUGAGACCUGCUCCAUCCCUUAGGGGUUACUGGCUUUUGUAGAAGGGGUAUUACUGGUUUUCUAGGAAUACCUAUUCUUUCUCAGUUGCUCCAUGGUCAGGAACUACAUAGAGGCAUCCCCUUAGGUAUACACCUAUGGACAAGCAAAAGUAUUGUUUGUUAGAAUGUACCAAAAAGCUCCAUAAAGAUACCGUAAUCUUUAUUCGGUAUUUGGCAUGUUGUGAACAGUUUUCAAAAUGUAUUGAGUCACCGAAAACUGGCAAAAUUGGUCUAGUAUCAAAUAGGAGAAUCCUUCUAAAUUAGGGUAUGGUUGUAGAUGACCUCUAAGGAAAAGAGAGCCAUGUAAAUACAUGUAAAGCUUGUAGCAUAUGUAAAUUUUUUUGCUGGCCUUUCCUGCAAAAAGUAUUUUUAAUACAAAAUUGCUGAAUGUAAGGCAGACCAUGGACUGAACUAAGACAUGGCCUGGUUUUGAAGGGAUCAAAAAUUUUUUUUAAACAGGAAGUAGUGUCCUUGCCCUAAACUGUUUGGCAGUGCAUAUGCAUGUUUUGUAAACUGUAUUGCAAGACACUUCUAACUUAGGACUAUUAGGAAAAAACUAGAACUGUGAAAGCUGCUAAGACUCAGAGCAGUGCUCUUAUUUUGAACACAAAGGGAUGUUUGGAUAAAAAUAUUAUUAAAACAGGCCUAAUUAUUUUUUCAAAAAACAAAAAACAAAACCAAAAAAAGUCAACAAGGAAGGUGAUUUUGAUUGAAUGACAAUCUUUUACCAAAGGGUCCCUUCUCAAACAAAACAAGGCACUCCCUUUGGCCUUUUCCCAUCAAUGCUUCAAACUAAAGACCAAUUACUAAAUGAUAGAUCUUUUUUUUUACAUAAAUGUGUUAUUUUGUAAGAUUAUGCAGUUAGGAUCCAUACAAGCACUGAUUUUUAAAAAUUCCAAAUAAUAUCCUAACAGUGAGUAAAAGGGAAAAAAAGAAUUUUGAAGUGUAACUUGUCUAAGAAAAUGUCUAUCCAUGUUUACAAUUUUCUUUAUAAAACCGAUUGGCAUAUUGACUGUAUUUUACUUUUCUCCAAGGAAAAAUAAGAACAUAUGUCCAAUUACAUUUGGUGUUUAAUCAACUUUUGUGAAGUACUUUAAUAAAUACAUGAAUUUAAAACAAAACUGAAAGUAAAAAACUCCCCCCCCCCCAUUUGGGUUGGUUUCCUGUUUUUAAGUUUCUUGAAUGUGUCAAGACAUGUGAUAGCUUGUUUUCAAUAUUUAAAGAUAGAAAUGCAGCACUACUGGGGCUGUGGGGAAGUUUAGAGAGGUAGUUUUCAUGUCAGUUGGAGGAUAGUGGGUUCACAAGUUGAUCAUCCCAGUGUGAGUGAAAAUAGAAAACAAGUUGGAAUCAGGAACUAGCCAGGCUCUUGCUCUGACCUUUAAUAGCUGUGAUUGGACAAAUCAGCUUGGGGGAAGGUCAGGGGUUAUCUAGGUGUAAGGGCUAUUGGCAUUGGCUACAUCAAAAAAAUUGCCCAAGCUGUCUGCUGGGGGUGGGUGGGUGGUAGUGAGAAAUUUCAGGUUUCUUGAGUUGAUAUUUUAAGGUGGAGGGAAUAAAGGAUGGAAGAUUUGGAAGACCAACUGUUGCCCUGCUGGUUAGUCUCCAGUUGACUAGCACCUCUCCAUGGGGUACUGGGAAGAGGCAAUUAUUUGUCUCCACUAGGGGCUGUCUUGUGUUCCCAGAGCAUAGCCCAGUGCCUGGCACAAGUAGGUGCUUAAUAAGUGUUGAGAUUUGAGGCCGCCUUUCCACUGCCCCUUAAAGGCUUGUGAUUGAUAAAACCUCGGACAAGCCAGGUUCUAGAAGUACUCAUUUCCCACACCUUUGUUACUAUUUUCUUUUUAGACAAAAUUGGCUCUUCUGUUUAUUCCAGUUCUCCCAUCUGUUUCUUCUAUUUAGGGGAAGGCAAUUUUUCCUACCCCAUGCAAAUCUAGAGUUAUUCCACCUUUCUAAUAGUUUGGGAAAGUGCACUGAUCGAUUUAGAAGUGAAAAUUUAAUCUUUAUGCAACUAUGGACUGAGAAUGUUUUCUAUCUUUUAUGACUUUAUAAUUAUUCAACAAUCUUUAGCUUAUGGUUUUAACAAAUUGGAAAUUACACAGGUAUUACAAAUCAUGGAAACAGAAGUCAUCAAGCUUGGCAUAGUGCCUGGCACAUUGUAGGAGCUCAAUGAAUUAUUUCCUGAUGCUGAUAAAUGAUUGAAAAAGA